Messenger RNA from Sarcophilus harrisii (Tasmanian devil), 496 nucleotides. RefSeq names its product keratin-associated protein 5-4-like. The transcript has a single exon. Lineage: Eukaryota; Metazoa; Chordata; Mammalia; Dasyuromorphia; Dasyuridae. Bases 1 to 309 code for a protein of 102 amino acids. The record is from RefSeq and is a predicted model, not a curated record.
AUGGUCAGCUCCUGUUGUGGCUCCACCUGUUGUGGCCAAGGCUGUGGCUCUGGCUGUUGUGGUUCCCGCUGCUGCUGCCAGCCUUGCUGCUGCCCCUGCUGCUGCAUUUCUAGCUGCUGUCAGCCAUGCUGCUGCCGCCCCUGCUGCUGCCAGCCCUGUUGCUGCUGCCCCAGCUGCUGUACUUCUAGCUGCUGCCAACCCUGCUGCUGCCCAUGCUGCUGCCAGCCAUGCUGCCGCCCCAUCUGCUGCCAGACCACUUGCUGCAGAACCACCUGCUGCUGCCGAACCUGCUGUGGCUCUUGCUGCUGAGCUCUGCUAACCUCUCACCCCAAUCUGAAAAUGCCCAUCAUCCCCAUGCUCUCUCUCAGACAGGCACCAUAGCUUUUCUUCCACGGAUUUCAUUCAAAAAGAUCUUUUUCAGGGCAAACCAAAUCACACAUGCAUCUAUGUGAGACCGCUUCCAAUGAACACUAUCUACUCAACAUCCCACUCUCAU